UGGUGGAGCAAUCGCCUGUACCAUGUUGAUAGCGAUGAACGUGAGCGGAAUCUAUUCCAGCUAUGUGGACAGCAAACUGAUUGGCAUCCAGUCAGAGGAGGUGAACCUGUAUGUGGUGGAUGCACUGCGGCAUGUCAUCCACGAUGUAUUCGCCCAGCUGAGCGCCACGCUGGUGAUAACGAUAUCGUCCGGCAGUUACACACUUGGCUGGUUCGAGCAAGUCCUGGCCAACCUAAUCAGCACCUGGAGCACGGUGCCCGUACAAAUGCUGCGAACAAAUCGUACGGCUCAUGUGCCCGGACGCAAAUACAGCAAUCUGUUGUUGGUCGACUCCUACGAGAGUUUGUGUUCUACGCGGCUUGCCGAGGACAAUGCAGAUUACGAUGAUCACGAGUAUUACUUCAUAUUUCUGCAGACUCGCGAUGCGUUCAUGCAGCGCGAGCUGCAAUUGAUAUUGGAGCACUGCCUGCACAACUACUGGCUGCACUGCAACGUUAUGGUGCAAACGGCCCAGGUGGAGGUGCUAGUCUAUAGCUACUAUCCGUAUACGGAGCAAGGUUGCCAGACGGCACAGCCAAAGCUAAUCAAUCGCUUUGAUGGCGAGCGAAUGGUGAAUGCACCGAUGUUUCCACACAAGCUGCGCCAGCUGCACCAAUGUCCGCUCACCGCUCUCCUCUGGCACGCGCCGCCCUUUGUCCAACUGCGCUGGGAUGAGCGGGCGGCACAGAUGCGGGCCGAUGGCUUCGAGAUCAAGCUCAUCGAGCGACUGGCGCAGCGUCUCAACUUUAGCCUCAUUUUCGACUACCCUCAGAAUUGGGCCAAUAGCGGAGCCAUGGGAUCCCUCGAAAUGUUAAAGGGACAGCGGGCCAAUCUGAGUGUUGGUAACUUGUGGAAAACAGCUGAACACAAUCGAAUCCUCAGCUCGCCGAUGGCGCACUACUAUGCGCCACUGGUGGCAACGGUGGCCAUCGAUAAAUUUCGCUUCGGCUCCCUCAAGCUGCUCCAUUUCCCGUUCCAGUGGGGCGUGUGGGUCACACUGCUGGCGGCAUUGCUCGUCCAUGGCGUUGUAUACGUGUGGCGUUGGCGGGUCAAUGGGCUGCAGGUGCUGGAGCUGUUGCUGGGUGUCACAGUGGUGCGUCUGCCUCGCACCUGGAUGCAGCGCAUCAUCUAUGCCCACUGGAUGUACGGCAGCAUCCCAUUGCGUGUCGUCUAUCAGUCGCUGUUGUUCCACUUCAUACGGCUGCAGUUGUUCGAAUCGCUGCCCAACUCCUUUGAGCAGCUGCUGGAUCAGCAUUUUCGCGGCCUGUGCACGUCCAGCAUGCUGGGUAUGCUGCGCGAGGUGCCGCAUUUGGAGCGCAUCUAUGAGAGCUUUGAGAGCAUCAGCUCACCGUACGAUGAGGCUGUGCUGGAUGUCCUGCAUCAAAGGGGCGACACUCGAUUAUUUGCCAUUACCGGCCUGGACACGACCAACGCAUAUUUGUGGGCCACGAAUCGCCAGAGUAAAUAUCACAUAUUGACGCAGUACGUCAACUUGCAGCAGGUGGUCAUCUACAUGCCCAAGCACUCCUACUUCAAGCAGCAGUUCAACGAUCUGCUGCGCCAGUUAGAUGCCAGCGGCUUCAUUGACUACUGGCGGCGUGCCGCCUUCAGCGAGUACAGCCACAGGAGCCACAGGAGUCACACAACCAUAAUCGUGGGCAGGAUCAACAGCAGGUUCACCAACUGGACGGCAUCUACAUCGUGA
Drosophila grimshawi is the source of this 1744-nucleotide messenger RNA. RefSeq names its product ionotropic receptor 21a-like. The transcript is spliced from 3 exons. Bases 23 to 1744 code for a protein of 573 amino acids. The record is from RefSeq and is a predicted model, not a curated record. NCBI's taxonomy places the organism in Eukaryota, Metazoa, Arthropoda, Insecta, Diptera, Drosophilidae.